AUGGCGACCGAGGCUGCUCCUGUCAAUGGCUUGUAUCAGUACAGCCAGCCAGCAGAACUUGCAGCUUCUACACCUUCUGCACCGACUCAUGCCGCUUCUGCCUCGCAGUCCACUACAACCUCUACUGCAGCUCAAAAGGCAGACCCGCAAGAGAUUGGUUGGUAUUUUGUCGAACAGUAUUACACGACCUUGUCCAAAAGCCCUGAAAAAAUACACCUGUUUUACUCCAAGAAAUCUCAACUUGUUACUGGUAUUGAAGCCGAUAAGGUCGUUCCUGCUGUUGGCACAAAGGCCAUCAGCGAGAAGAUCAAAGCUCUCGAAUUCCAAGACUGCAAAGUUCGCGUCCUUAAUGUUGACUCCCAAUCUUCCUUCUCAAACAUCGUCGUCCAAGUGAUUGGCGAGAUGUCAAAUAAGUCUGAACCGCACCACAAGUUUGUUCAAACUUUUGUCCUUGCUGAGCAACCAAAUGGCUACUUUGUAUUGAAUGACAUCUUCCGAUAUCUUAAGGACGAAGAGGAUGAGAUUGUUGAUGAUGAGCCCACCCGGCCAGAAGUCCCUGCUGAGGAGCCUCCUACCCCAGCUGAUGUGCAGGUGAAUGUUGAAGAGCACGCUGACGCAGUCGUGGUCACUGAACCUGCUGCGGAGCGAGUUGAUGAAAAGCUCGAAGAGCAGAAGGCUGCGGUGGAUGAACCAGAAUCUACCGAAGUCAAUGGCGCUCUUGUUCCCUCCAGUGCUGAGGAAUCGGUCACUGUUCCAGAGAGUUCUACCACCACCGAAGAGACUGUGGGACAAAGUACUGCGUCAGCUGCCGAUGAACAACCUGCAGAACCAGAGCCUGCCGCAGCUCCAACUGCGUCCGCUGAGACUGCUCCUUCGGCAGCCCCUGAAGCUCCUCCAGCCAAGAAGACCUGGGCAAGCAUGCUUGGUGGGGGAGGCGUAAAAGCACCUGCUAUUCCUGCUCUUCCAGUUUCCACCCCUGCUGGUCAACCUAAAGCCUCCCGUCAAGCCCAAACUUCUCAGGCUUCCAAGGCGGCAGUGGAUACUACUGUCCCCGCCGCCAACACUGCUAGCAGUACUCCAACCUCGCAGAGCAAUGGAUGGCAGACAGCUGAUCACAGCAAGAAAGGAAAGGCCGGACAGGGCAAGCCUUCCGAGGGUUUGGUCCUUGCGUAUAUCAAGAAUGUGAAUGAGAAGGUCGAUGCCCGAAUUUUACGGGAGGUUUUGGAGAGUUUUGGCGAGCUCAAGUACUUUGAUGUCUCGCGACAACGAAACUGUGCCUUUGUCGAAUUCGCCGACCCAACUGGUUACACUGCUGCUGUUGCUGCCAACCCUCACACUGUAGGCACGGAGCAAAUUUCCGUUGAAGAGCGUCGACCUCGUCCCAACGCAUACGGCGGCAGCAACGUGGCUUUCACCAAUACUACGAACAACAAUACCCGUGGCAACGGCAAUGCCGGACGUGGUGGCGCUCGAGGCAACUUCCAAGGCCCACGGUCCGGUAGUCAGACCAACUUCCCCAAAGACGCAGGACGUGGCACUUUUCAACCUAGAGGGGGGAAAUCCGGACGCGGCCAGACCCAGACUGCUUAA
Exophiala aquamarina CBS 119918 is the source of this 1590-nucleotide messenger RNA. RefSeq lists its product as uncharacterized. Gene Ontology annotation, biological process: protein deubiquitination; ribophagy. Bases 1 to 1590 code for a protein of 529 amino acids. The transcript has 3 exons. Gene Ontology annotation, cellular component: cytosol; ribonucleoprotein complex; Ubp3-Bre5 deubiquitination complex. The record is from RefSeq and is a predicted model, not a curated record. NCBI's taxonomy places the organism in Eukaryota, Fungi, Ascomycota, Eurotiomycetes, Chaetothyriales, Herpotrichiellaceae. Gene Ontology annotation, molecular function: mRNA binding.